Messenger RNA from Periophthalmus magnuspinnatus, 964 nucleotides. RefSeq names its product thioredoxin domain containing 9 (gene txndc9). Bases 83 to 733 code for a protein of 216 amino acids. NCBI's taxonomy places the organism in Eukaryota, Metazoa, Chordata, Actinopteri, Gobiiformes, Gobiidae. Gene Ontology annotation, cellular component: cytoplasm. The transcript is spliced from 5 exons. The record is from RefSeq and is a predicted model, not a curated record. Gene Ontology annotation, biological process: microtubule cytoskeleton organization.
UGUGACGCAGUUUCCGGGUUAGGUCAUUUCUUGGCGCAUUAGAGGAGCCGUAGCGCACAGGUUGUAUUGAAACUGCCCAGCCAUGGCUAAUCAACCAAUGGACGUGAUAGCAAAGGUUUUGGAAAAAGUGGAAGAGCAGGUAGAUGCAGAGCUGAACAAACAACUGAAGGAAGAAGAUUUCGAGGUGCUGAGAGAAAAACGGCUAGAGGCUCUCAAAAAAGCUCAUAAACAGAAGCAGGAAUGGUUGUCAAAAGGUCAUGGUGAAUACAGAGAAAUUCCAAGCGAGAAAGACUUUUUCAGUGAGGUUAAAGAAAGCAAAAAUGUUGUCUGCCAUUUCUAUAAAGAUUCUACUUUCAGGUGUAAGAUCCUUGACAAACACCUCUCCAUCUUGGCUAAAAAGCAUGUUGAGACCAAAUUUCUUAAACUAAAUGCAGAGAAGGCGCCAUUUCUCACAGAGAGACUUGGCAUUAAAGUCAUUCCCACGCUGGCUCUGUUGAUAGAUGGAAAAACAAAGGACUUCGUGGUUGGUUUUACUGAUCUGGGCAAUACAGAUGAGUUUUCCACUGAGAUGCUUGAGUGGAGACUUGGCUGUGCUGGCGUCAUCAAUUACAGUGGCAAAUUGAUGGAGCCUCCAACACAGACUAAAAAGUCAGCAACCAAGUUUACAAAAGUGGAGAAGAAGACUAUCAGAGGACGAGGGUACGACUCUGAUACAGACUCUGAAGAUGACUGAAGAUCUACUCCUGGUUUUAGUCUCAGGAUUGGCUCAUUACACAUCCACUACAUGUAGGCUUUUAUCCAUCAUGCCUACUUAUUUCUUUUUUCAUACCAACUUAUUUAAUGCCAAACUUUUCAUUUUAUUCACACUGGCACUGUUGUCAAAUUUAAUAAUUAAUCUUUAUUCUUCCAAUGAAGUGUAAAUAUUUCAGACCAUCUCCUGUUUUUUUCCAUAUACAGUACUGCA